Molecule: messenger RNA, 531 nt
Organism: Leptopilina boulardi
Lineage: Eukaryota; Metazoa; Arthropoda; Insecta; Hymenoptera; Figitidae
Product: neuropeptide-like 3
Exons: 2
Coding region: 110-337 (75 amino acids)
Source: RefSeq, a predicted model, not a curated record
CGAUCAUGGAAGGGACAAACAAAAAACCACCAAUCCAAAUGCAGGAUCUGGUUCUGGUAUAUAAGGGCCGUUUCUAGAACCUCAGUAUAUUCUAAAGUAGUAAGUCACUAUGUUCAAGUUGUUCGUUCUCGCCGCCAUUUUGGCAUUUGCUGCUGCAAUUCCAGCUCCAGCACCAAAGCCGGAUCCAGGAUUUUUGGCUCAACCCUUAUUGUAUAACGCUUACAAUCCAUACAGUCCAUAUGUUGGAAUUGGUCCAUUGCCGUAUUCUUAUCAACCAUUGAUUACAUCUUAUUCCGGUGUGGCUCCAAUUUAUAAACAACCAACUUAUAUUUUAUAAAUAUAAACAAAAAAAAAAAAAAGAAAAAUGAUAUUAACACGCAUCUCACUCAUCACGAUUUGUCAUCGCAUUCAUUUUUUUUUUAAAUUAUCAUAGUCCAUUUUUUUUUCUCAUUGUAUCACCUUCAAUUCGUUUAUCUGUAAAAAAAAUCCCUGAAACUGCUCAACAAUAAAAUUGCUUAGAAGCUCAAAAAA